AUGAACUCCCCUAAAAUGAGCCUCUCUCCAUUGCCGCCUCCGUCCUUCGCAUCACCUGGAAGCCCGCGCAAAAGAUCUAUUCAUGAAGUGGACGGUGCUACGCUUCCAUCUGUGGGCCCUAAACGGGCGUUAACAAACUACACCGAGAACAACCAGGAAAACCAUGACCCGAUUUCGGGGCCACAAAAGGAAGCAACAGAAUUAAAUGAAAAAGACCAUACUAUUGUUCAGCCGCCACCACAGGUAGUGAUUCCUGUUAAGACCCCCGACCAGUCCCCCGUUGCCCGGACCAUUGAAACCACAUUUGUUCCGUCGACUGCUGAGGAACCAAAUCAAGGGUCACCUGUGAAGUCUGACAUGACUGCUGCCAAAAAGCGCAAGCUGUCGCCCGCUAGCAAGGAGGUUAAGGACAAGCAAAGAUUAGAAGAAAAGGCAAAAAAAGAAGAGGAGAAGAAGAAGCGAGAAGAGGAAAAGCGCCUUAGGGAAGAGGAGAAGAAAAAGCGAGAUGCUGAGCGAGAAGAGGAGAAGCGCCUGAAGGAGGACGAGAAGAAGAAACGGGAAGCCGAACGAGAAGAAAAGAAAAAGGCCAAAGAAGAGGAGAAGGCUGCUAAAGAGGUUGCGAAAGAAGAUGAUAAGCGCCGAAAGGAGGAGGCCAAGCUUAAGAAAGAGAGGGCGCAACCUAAGCUCAAUUCGUUCUUCGCGAAACCACAAGUCCCUGCUUCCCCGACAAAGAACAUCUCAUCACCACAGAAAGCUGCACCCGUCAACAACGCAAUUAUUGGAACUUCUCAGCCACUUGGGUCUGACUAUGCCAAAGCUUUCCCGGACUUCUUCUUACAGUCCCAUACCAUCGUGGCCCCUCCACAUCGCUUUGAGCGUGACACCAACGCCUUGGCCCAUGUUCAGAACAGAAUUGAUGCUUCUCUAAAUCUCCAGAACGGCACCUAUGAACACCAACCCUUUCGUCCCACUGAAAUUUUCAAUCUAAUUCCAUAUCAAAGACGUUGUGGCCGCCAAGCGCAUUCCGUCAAGGAAAUCCUGCAACGAAUGCAUACCCUCAGUGAUGCGGCCAACCAACCACAUGUCGCGUCAGCAUCAGUCAAAUCUGACUUGAGCCAUAUCCCCAUGAAGUCGCUCAAGUUUGGGGAAGAUGUCCGUCCGGCUUACCAAGGCACAUAUACUCGUCCCAUUCCAAAGGCUGUGGCGCACAAGGUCGCUCGCAAUCCAUACCGCCGCGGCCUACCGGAAACCGACUACGACUAUGAUUCGGAGGCCGAAUGGGAAGAACCUGAAGAGGGCGAGGACUUGGAUUCUGAAGAAGAGGAAGAAGCCAGCGAUGAAGGCGAAGAUGACAUGGAUGAAUUCCUGGAUGACGAGGACGACGCGCUGAAAGAGAACAAGCGGCGUCUGAUUGUCGGCGAGCUUGAACCUGUCUGCAGCGGGAUUCGCUGGGCAACGGAUGGCGUCGACGAGGAACUCAAGGGGUACCGGAUGGAAGUAAUCUCUGACACCGUCAAGUUCCCUAUCGAUCCGUUCUCCACUGCAUACUGGCAGAAGCCUCGUGCGACCGACCAGGCGCCCAAGGGCCGGGUCACCCAGAAGCCGGGUGGUUCCCUUGACGUGUUCCGGGUGCAACCUGGUACUGAUGCAGCCGCGGUUUUGUCAGAGUUUAAAGAGGUGGUUGAGGGUAGUGAUUUAAGUAAGAUCGGAGUGAUUGAGAUUCUCAAGAAGCGGUUCCCCAAGGUCUCGAAAGACACGCUGAAGGCCACGCUGGAUCAAGUUGCGGUGCGCGUGGGCCAAAAAGAGGUGGAUAAGAAAUGGGUCUGUCGGUGA
Messenger RNA from Penicillium pulvis, 1833 nucleotides. Its product is annotated as putative chromatin assembly factor 1 subunit A. NCBI's taxonomy places the organism in Eukaryota, Fungi, Ascomycota, Eurotiomycetes, Eurotiales, Aspergillaceae. Bases 1 to 1833 code for a protein of 610 amino acids. Gene Ontology annotation, biological process: nucleosome assembly. The transcript has 4 exons. The record is from RefSeq and is a predicted model, not a curated record. Gene Ontology annotation, cellular component: nucleus; CAF-1 complex.